Molecule: messenger RNA, 12141 nt
Organism: Nomia melanderi (Alkali bee)
Lineage: Eukaryota; Metazoa; Arthropoda; Insecta; Hymenoptera; Halictidae
Source: RefSeq, a predicted model, not a curated record
GGAAAUAGAUUUCGGCUGUGGCGAUGCAACAAGCUCCUUGUAGACGAGCGCCGCCGAGCAGUCGGAAGCAGCCAGUACCGUGACGACCAGUUCCCGAGGAAAACCGGAGAAAUCGCCUCCGCCGAGGUCCCCACAUGAAUAACCCGGGAGCUGAAAAAUGGCGCCCGAUGGCCAUUUCGAACCCCUCGACCCGGUUGCGCAUGGCGAGGUCCAUGCCCCACUGGGUAAUGGCUCAACAACAGAAGGAAGCGGAGCAACAGAAGCAACGACGACCGCCGAGCCCGCCGAAGAUACCACCACCGUCGCUCUCCGGGGACUGUGGUGACCCGGACUACGAGAUCAUCGAAUUCCCGACCCGACCGCAAACCCAGACCCACAGCCAGAAGUCCUCAGCGCCGGCCGCGAACGCGAACAAGUGCGCGCUGUGCGGCACGGAGAACGUGUUCGCCCGCUGCGACACCUGCAAGGGGAACUACUGCGAGGCCUGCGACGACAUGAACCACAAGCACCCGAAGCGGAAGCACCACGUGCGAAGGAGGAUCCUGACGGAUCUCGCGACGAAAACGCGGCCGCCGCUGCCGCCGAAGGGGGAGAACUUGUCGAACCCGCCCCCGAUCCCGCCGCCCAGGCGGAACCGCAAGACUCAGGCUAAAUCGACGCAAAGCCAGGGACCCACGAAUCUCUCCUUGAUCGAGAGAGUCGGCAGCUUGAAGCGAACGCUGCCGAGCAGGCCGGUAUCGGCGACGCUCGACGCGAAAACGGUGUCGAAAUCCAUGCAGUCCGCGAAAGACGCCGCUGCCGUUGAAGCAUCCGGACAGGGCACCGACAAGAUGUCCACUCUCCAGGAAAGAUACAGGAAAUACCAGGAAGCGAUGCGCGCUCAAGAUGCGAACAGAAGGAGGCACACUUCCAACGAGAUUUCGAGGGACCUGGUGAACACAAGGCCGAUGAGCAUGGGCAGCCCCAGACUGGCGCCGCCGGUGCCGCCACCGCCUCCCCCUAGAUCGAUGAUACAGUCAGCGAGCGUUUGCGAUUUAUCCUCGCCGCAUAUGUGGAAUCCUGGAAUGCAUCAGGCGCAAUCCAUGGCACACCUAGGCCCAGGCGGCAUGCCCAUGAUGUGGUACCCGAACAACCCUUGGGACAUGACGAUGGGAGGCUCCACGAUGAGCUUGAACCACCCAGCGAUGUGGGGCUACCCGAUGGGCUACCCCCCAUCGCAGAUGCUGCCGCCACACUACCCAGGCUCGUUCUCGAGACCGCACAGUCCAGCUAGAAGCGUGAAAUCCGGCAGAAGGUCGAGAGCUCCUUCGCCAUCGCCCAGCAUGAAAUCCAGGAAAUCCUUGGUGUCGAGAUCGCGGUCCAGGAUAUCGCAAGGAUCCCCGUCAGACGCUAGCUCCGAGGACUCCGGUGAGUCGGACUUCGACGAUCGGCUGUCUCGCAGCUCCAGAGGAACGAGACGAGGCAGCAUAUCCAGGAGCAGACAGAGGAGCUACCACGAAGACGACAACAGGAGCUUAUUAUCCAGAAACCGUCGCGAACGACUGCUGUCAGAAGAGCGGAUGAGCACCGAAGAAUGGCCGGAAGGUCUCAGCAAGCGUCACCCGAGGAACUACGACGACCUCCAGAAGAACACGUUGAACUCCCGACGGAGGUACGAUCAGGACGAGCGCAGGCUGUCGAAGCUAGACCCUCGGCUCGAGCGCGUGCAGAACGGCAACUACAGGGAGCGCAGGAGACGCAGCACCGACGAGGAGUCGUCCGACAGAAGAUCGACGCUGCCGGCUCGAUCGAAAGUCACCAGCUCCUCCGACGAUCACUUCGACAAGGCGGAGCCCGCGCCGAGGAGGGACGACGAGGCGAUGCCCAGACGAGCGUCCUCCGCGAGAAGAGACGUCGCGUUGGACGAGACCGACAGAUCCUCCCGACGAGAUUCCAGGAGAUCCUCCGUCGACAGCGACAUGCAAGUCCCGAGGAAGCCGGCUUCGCGAGAGUCGUCCGCCAGGAGGUACCAGGAGGAUAGAUUAGAUAAAGACGAGGAUCAGAGAGGAUUAGGCGAAGCGAGGAACCAGCAAGAUCCAUCGCGCGAUCGCGAGCCGUUGAAGGACGCGCCGAAGAGGGAAGCCUCGCUCGAGGACACGUCUGCCAGGCGAAGUUCCAAGUCAUUGGAGUCCGAUAACCAGAGGAAAACGCCGUCCCGCGAGGCUCCGCGGAAACUUCGGGACAGCGCGGAUAGGGAGACUUCCAGGCCAGCCAGCAGGAACCAGGAAUUCGAAGCUAAGAAGGUGGAAGCUAGAACAGAGGAGAAACGCAGCGAGGAGAUUACAAGGAAGGAUGACCGAGUAGCUAAGAGCCUAACUGUCGCGGAGAAGGAGGCGAAACGCGAGAGCGUCUCGAAUGUCCCCGACGAUCAGAAGGUGAUGGAGAUCCCGAAGGAGGAAUGGGCCUGCGAGCACUGCACCUUCUUGAACAACGAGAAGGACCGCGUCUGCGUGGUCUGCUGCAAGACGAAGAGCAGCGCGCUUCCGCCCGCUACCGAGGACACCGCCGAGGAGGCAGCCAGCGAGCCGCCGAAGAGCGACUCGGCGACGCCGUCCAGCAACCUGAGCAACCCCAGCCCCGACCUAGAGAAGCGGACGAGCCUGCUAAAGAUAUCGAACAAUACCGCGACGCUGGAAGAAACGUCCGCGGUCGUCGCCAAGAGAACGCUUCCGGAACCCCCGCCGGUAGCGAAAGACGCGUCGUCAUCGACUGCGAACGGUACAUCGGCGGGCAUCGGGAGCACGCAGGACGUUGUCUCGAAACUAAAUGGCGAGGAACGCGCAGCGUCGCUCGGAGAAAUUCAAAAGAGACACUCGGUCUCCACCGGAACGUCCCCGCCGCCGCAGAACAUCUCGACUCAAACUUACGACUACCUUCCGGCGAGGGGGAGCGCGGGAUUCGCGAGGACGGCGUCGGGAUCUAAAGGGCUGUUGUACUACGAGGACAGCGACAUGGAGGAGCAGAGCAGGUUCGCCGGCAGCCCGGACCCGUACGCGCGCACCCAGGAGCAGCUACUCCAGCAGCUGAUCGCUAGCGCCAGCAGGGAACGCACGCGGCGAAAUUCGAUCGACUCGGCUCACCUUUAUUAUCGUUCCAGGGAGUCGAGCCAGCCUAGAUUCCUCGAGGCAGGCCCUAGUUCCCAAGGAGUUUCAACGUUGACGCGGCAAGGCUUAGAAAUUGUCGAACUUCUGCGAGAAGCCGAGAGGCACGGUUACUCCACCGACGACGUUCAGGUGGCUUUAUCGCAGGGCGCCGCCAACCCCAUUGACUGGCUGAAGGCGCAGUGGCCCCAUUUGGUUGAGACCGUGCAAGUUCUGGCAACUACUCAGGGAAAAGAGCUGAAGGAAAACAAUGUCGGCGCGAUCACCGCCGCCGAGGCGAAGGAGGCGUUGAGAUCGGCCAAGGGCGACGUGUGGAACUCCGUCGCCGUCGCCGUUCAACGUAGGCAGCAGAAAUGCGAGGAAAUAAUGAAGAAAGGUAACUUCGCGACGGCGGAAGUUGUGAAAGCGCUGGAGAAUAACGCCGGCGCCGAGGACGCGGCUUUAUUCGAGCUACAAAAGAAUCAGCUCAAGCCGUUUUUGAUGAGGAUCUGGGGUCCUCCGGUUGGGGUGGAAAAUGACGAGGCUGCACCGCGGGAAGAUGCGGCAGGUGCGGUCGGUGGUGGUACGGGUGUUCCCGAACAGGUUCCCAACGUGUCGGACACGGAAGCGCGGAAGCAGGUAAUAUCACCAAUCGUUGAAAAUUUCGUGGCGUUGCAGGCCGACUUUCAAAAGCAACUGGCGGCCCUCAGACAACUGACCGAUAACUGGCAACACGAUAAAGACCCCCUGAACACACCCGGUAAUAAGACUGAUAAUCUGUAUGAAAGUAACGCUGAUCAACGAACCGUUCUAAUCGAUAACAAUCUGGUCCCAAGGGCCGUACAAGACCUCGAUGUAGCCGAGGCCCUUGAAACGCCGGAGAAACGAGACUCGAUCGGCCCCAACGACGAUACGACGCGAACGACCGUAAACGAAACUGAUUUAUCUCCUAAAAAAGACAAUGCUCUAAUCGAAACACCCGACACACCUGUCGACCCUAAACGCCACGAUGAGAAAGCUCCCGAGAUAGUUAUCGUCGAGAAAAAACAGGAACAGACUUCGAACGCGAUGGAAAAUUCGAUAAAAGAAAAUGGGAUUAGCGAGAAACUGGACGAAACGAUUGCGGACCCUGCUAAAGAAUCGAAAGAUCGAUCCGUUCAGCUGCAAGAGAGAAGAGACGCGACUGUCGAUCCGAAAAGUCACGAUACUCCAGUGAUAAGUGUAAUUAAGAAUGAAGAGAAACAGAUUUCGAGUCCGUCGAAAAAUUCAUUAGAAGAUGUGAAUUCCAAGGUAGCGAAAGAAGUAAUCCCCGAUCGUGAUAAAGAAAAGGAGGAUCGAUCCGCGAAGUUACCAGAGGCGAAACUCGAGCUCGAGGACAAAAGUAAGGACGGUACGAUGGAAAAAGGUGGAACAAACGUCGAAGCAGAUAAACCAUCGUUGGGAGUAGAAUUAAACGCGCGAGACGCGGACAGUUCGAAGGAGGAUACAGAACAAACGAGAAGGCUAACUUUGGAAGUAGCACGGUCGGGAGACGAAAAAAUUCUCCAGCCAGCUGAAGGAAACGAAACCGCAUCCCGAGAGACUUCUAAACCCAGUCAAAGCACUAUGGUAGCAGAUAAAGAUUCUCUUUCGACCGAAAGCACGAGUAUCCCCACAGAAUCACAUGCGUUAGACCAUGGUUUAGCUGAAAAUUCGCCGCAAACUGGCGCAGCCGAAAGCUCGGCAAACGAGAAUCAAUCGCGAAGCGAGGAUAGCUUGCGGAAUGAAACAGCUUCCGCGAUAAUUAACGAAGAGCACCCUGGCCAGCCACGGGAGACGACAAUUUCCGAGACAGAGACGUCGGAGAGCAAAGAAUCUCUCGGUCAACCUAGCGAAUCCACCGGCGAGAAACAACAACCGUCGUCCGUGAGACCGGAAAACGGUUCUUCGGUCAACACUGCGCAAGAAAUCCCGCAGAAAAGUAACGAGACGCAAGUGGCCACUGUGGAGGCAUUAAUAUCAGCCGUGAAAUCGCUGCCGGAGCAACUAUUGGGUCCAUUCAUGUCGGCGAUGCAGAUGUUAUCCCCAAAGAAGGCGGCGGCGCUCGAUUCGGUGGCCAAGAAAUUGGAAGAGAAAAUGCAAGAAGUAGUGGGGAAAGAUACGGAGUCCUUUGAAACGCGCGAGAGGAAUGAGAACAAAAAGGAGAACGAUAAAAAUGGCGCGGAGCUGCCAGCGGAGAAGACGAUUGCCGAGGACACGAGAAACGCGGAGCCGGAGACAACGAAGUCCGUAGCUGCGACACCAGAAACGACCGCGGCCGCCAUCAAAAUGCUCCAAGAACUCGAAACGGUACGUAGAUGCGAGAGAGACGGUAGCGUUGUUCAAACUAACGUAAAAGAAAGGAUAUCGCCGGCGCCUGAAAACUCGGAGCAAGCGAAAUUUCACGGUAACGAGGUCUCAAAGGAUCGGCACGCUAAACUGACGCAGCCCCGGGACGUGGACACAAAGGAGAUGAUAUCUGGGAGCGACGCAGCUAAAGUAAGUCCGCAAAAAUGGCCGCCGGACGCCGCGCGCGACGCCAUUGACCGCGUUAGGCCCGGGGAGGACGCUGAUCGCGCGAAAAUGGACGAUACCCGGCGAACCGCAGGUGAUGCUUUGAGCGUUGAUGUGAAAAGUUUGAGAAUCGAUUCAUCUCAUCAUCCCGAGGCACAAAUAAUGAACGAGGAAUCAUCUUUAAAGGAAGCGAACGUCUCUUCCUCGAAUAAUACCGACGGCGCUCGAUCUAACAAUGAAUUAGCCGCUGCUCAUGAUGUAAUCAGUCAUAACGAAAUCAUCGCACCGCAAUCAUUACCGAACGAAACGUCAUCCUCGCUGGCACGCGACUCGGAGGCAUCCGAUCGUGAAUCAUCCGACCCGCGAACGCAUUCCCCGAAAGUUCAGAGCAGCGACGAUAACCGUGUGAAAUUAAUCGAUUGCAGUUCAGCCACUGACGACGCGAAUCCUACGCAAAACACACUUACCGCGAACGUUCACUCCGACGCUAAUGGUUUCGCUAAUUCGCUCGUAACACCUCCCGACUCACUUUCUAUUUCUAAAUCCUCCGUUCCCGAACAGCCGGCAGGUAAUCAGGAUUCGAGAAUAAUUGAGAACGGAACUCCCGAGGAUUCCAAAGCUUCUGUUGAGAUUCCCGACGUUCCCACGGACGCUGUUAUCCAAAAUUCUGUAGAUUCUGAGAAUAUUAUCGCCGAAAUAUCAGAAACUUCUCGAAACGCUCGUGAAGCUGUCGAGCAUCGGGAAGACUUGAAAAAAGAAGUUUCCAAGAAUGUUCAAGCUAGCCCGGAGACCUUAGAGCCUAAACCUGUAGAAAACUCACAGAUCAUCGCGAACGGAAUUCCGACAGACAGUGAACGCCCAAGCGAAGAAACGUCAAAGGCAUUAGAGCCCGAAAUUCUUCCAAACUCUAACAACCCCGUCGAAAUACCCCGGGAUCCUAAAGUUGUCACAGAAAUUUCAGAAAAUUCCAAAUUUACUGCAGAUGAAGUUCCCAAAGACCCCGAAGGUCUUACAGUAGAAGUUUCCCGAGAUUCCAGCGCCCAGCAACAAGUUCCCCCAGACCCCAAAGCGCUCGAUUCCGAAAUUUCAGAGCCUUCCGUUCAGAAUCCCGUAGAUUCCCCGAAAGAACUUGACGAUGCAAUAAAUUCCCUAGGUCACGAAGUCAGCGAGAUAAUUACAGAUAUCGUUUCGACGAACGCUGGAGUCAUCGUUGAACCAGCAUCGAAAGUUCCCCAAGAAACUCCGGUCGGCCCUAAACCCUUAGUCCCCGAAGUUUCCGAAAACCCAGAGGCCAUUAAAGAGGCAGUUCUCGAGGAUCUCCCGGGCAGCGAUCAUAAAGCUUCUAACGAUCCGGAGCCCGCGUCCCAGGAAAUUUCUAUAGCUGCGGCCGGCGUUGUUCAGGAGGCCAGGACUCCCAAAGUUCCUAACGAACCGGGAACGCUUCCCCCAGAAAUGUCCAAGUCCCCGUUGCAUGUAUGCGAAAAAGUGGAGCAGCCUAUCUCCGUUGCAUGCCACAUACCUCAGCCAGCUGACAAAAUCGAUACCCGUCCAAUAACUUCCGUAAGUAAGUCGGCGAGCUCCGGCGAAAAACCGGGGAAAAGUGGGCUGGCUGUAUCGGUGUCCGACGACGGAGACAAUGAGGUAACGAAAGACGUCAAUCCGGACGGAAUAAAGAAUGAUUUAAAUAGAGCAGCGGGGGCCGGCGCAGGGCGCCCCGGGAACGAGCAUUCCUCGGCCGAUCGAAACGCUUCGGCAACGUCCCCGGAUCCCACUUCAAUUCCGAACGAUAUCGACGCGAAUAAAAGGCCCGAGGCACUCGCGGCCACCGAAUCGACAAUUUUAACUAUUUCAAGUGACUCUCGUAUUAUCGGUCCGCCGUCGAACUCGCAUACCCCGGACACCGAAUCCGCCGUUAACAAGCUGAAUUCUACAGACGCUCGCGAAAUGCCGGGAACCCUCGACGAUCCUAAUGAUAUUGUCGAUACGUCGCGUAAUGCAUCCAUUCCGGUCGCCGGAGUCAGCCCCGCCGAGCCGGAUUCGGCGAGCCAAUUUACCGAGGCCUCGACGAAAGACUCCAACAACAAUACACCGGAGGUAACGUGCGCCGAAGUUGAAGCGAUCGAAUCGGAGAAACCGCGUAAAGAUGCGAUCGACGCGUUCGACGGCGAGCUUUCGAGUGCACCGAGUCCCGACGCGAAGGGUUUCAAGAUGGCCGAGUGUCAGAGCGUCGUCGACGUCGCGCCCGGAGUGGCGGAGAUCAUAGAGAUUAACAUAACCGAGUCGCCUAUGAUCGCGGUGAACGAUUGCGCGCCGAUAAUCAGCUUGGAGAGCGCGGCUGAAGCGAAGGUUCAGGAAUCGAUGGAACCGAAGGCUGAAGUUGGGAUCGAGGCGAAGGAGACGGUCGCAGUUGAAGAGAAGGUGGAAGACGUCGAUGACAGCUCGGUUGAAACGGAGGCGAACGGUGUUCUGAGGGUCGCGAUCAAGGAGAGAUCGAAGUCUCCCGGCAAGAAGAUCGGCAGGCGGAGGUCGCCGGUGAAGGUGGUGAAGAAACCUACGGGGAUACCGCGCAGGAACUUCGGCAAAGUGUGCCCGAAGGGCGCGUCGAAGUGCGUCGCGCGAACGAAAGAUGCGACGACGGAAAUAGCCCGCAGAUCGAUCGCGUCGAGCCAGAGACCAGCGAAAAGGGAAACCGCGGCGAAGGGAGACACCAGGGCCGCGAGGAUCGCGUCGAACAUCGUGGCGGCGAGCAAAGCGAAGGUUGCGGCCGGUCAGAAGCAAGUCCGCAGGAGUCCGGGAUUAAUCGGCCCGGCGCCGGAGAAGAGAUCGGCGAUCCUGAAAACCAUAUCAAGGGGCUGCGAGCAGAUCAGAAAGUCGAUCACGCGCGGCUCGUCGAAGGAGAGGAACGCGGCCGAGAAGGGGAGGAACGAGAAGCCGAGGGGCUCGUUCCUCUCGAGGAUCCCGGUGUUCACCGGGCGGCGGCGUCCGCAAUCUGCGAAAAGUUCGCAACCUUCCGAGGGACCAUCCGCCGGUUUAAAUAGCACGGGGAGCCGGCGAACUGCCGACGAAACUAGUUCAUCGGGAAACGCUUCGAAGGUACAGCCGAGACAAAAUAUUGGCUCCGAUAAAGCCGAUGCCGGUUUAGCCGCCGAGAAACGGGACGUCGCGAGGGGAUUGACGGCGGAUAGGAGUAUAAAUGGGAACGACGAGAGAAAUAAUUCCGCGGCGAAGAGCGCGGGAACACCUGGAUCGAUCGAGGACGAAGCGAAAGAUGAUAUAGAGGAUGAUUCAGACUCCAGCGAGGGCUGCACGCGAGAGGUGGAAGAGUACUCGGACGUCGACGGCUCCUCGGAGUUCGAGAGCGCGGCGGAGUCCGAGAUAUCCGGCACGCCGAAGCAUCUCUCCGACCAUACUCUGGACAGCAUGGACGAACUGACGGACGCCGAGAUCCGGCUGCAGGAGACGAUCAACGCGAUCAAGGCGAAAAUAUCGGACUCCGAGACCGAGGACACCGAGAACCUGUACAGCGACGUAGAGGAGAACUCCGAUUCCAGCGACACUCGCGCCGACAAGAUGGCCGCCAACGGUCAGAUAGAGGAUCUGCCUCCGGAGGAAGAGGAGUCGUUGGAGGACGCCAAUAUCGACGAGACGUCCGACGAGGAUGUUACUUUAAUAGCCGACGACGUGAAUCUAAACCGCAACCAGAAGACUGACCAAGAAACGAGGAAGUUAGGCGACGCUAAGAAAACUGUAAGAAAUUCAGUGCAGACUGUUAAGAAGGAGAAAGCCGCGAAGUCCGCGGUGGCGAUCAGCCCGCGCAAGGUGGAUUCCAACGGCACGAUCGAGGGAAAAGCCGCGAGACCUAGAAAGAGGCUCGAAACGAGUGACGUCAAAGCGGAGAGUAGAUCGGAUUCUAAGGUCGGGGUGAAAGUAUCGAAACGCGCGAGCGAGAAACGAGCGAAAGCGUGCCGCAGAGCGAGCACGGGCAGCGAUAAGGGUGUGGAACAGGGAGGCACGCCGAAGAAACGGUUCUCCCUGGUAGCCAGUUGUAUACGUCGGUUCGAGGGCGAAGAGAACACGGAAAGGGAGUACGUGGAAAGUACAAGCGGCUACACGAAGACAGGUGGAUCUCCCAAAACGGAGAGGGAGAGAAUAGCUCGUCGUCUGCUGGCCGAGGGCAAAGCGUCGAACUACGACGAGGCGGAGGUCGCUGCCAGUUUGCUGGCCUUGAAGUUCGGGGACGUGGAGGCCCUCCACGCAGCCAAAGAGUGUUCCAGCGUGGAGUCGGCGCUCGCCUUUCUGCAGCAGGAAUGCGAACUUUGCACCGGUCGCUUCGCCAUGAGUGAGAUGAUCUCCAUGCUGAAGUGCGUGCAUCGUUGCUGCAACGAGUGCGCGAAGAACUACUUCACGAUCCAGAUCAGCGACAGGAACAUCACGGACGCGGUCUGCCCGUACUGCAAGGAGCCUAACUUGAAAGACGCCGGCGAGGAUGAGAUUCUGGAGUACUUCAGCAACCUGGACAUCCAGCUGAAGACGCUCCUCGAUCCGCCGAUCCACGAGCUCUUCCAAAGGAAGCUGAGGGACAGAACGCUGAUGCAGGAUCCUAAUUUCAAGUGGUGCAUUCAGUGCUCGAGCGGGUUUUACGCGGAUCCGGAUCACAAGCGACUGAUUUGCCCUGAUUGCCGAUCGGUCACCUGCGCCUUUUGCCGGAGACCGUGGGAGAAACAGCACGAAGGAAUUACGUGCGAACAAUUUGCCGCUUGGAAAGACGAGAACGAUCCGGAUAAUCAGGCCGCGGGCUUAGCCAAGCACCUAGCGGAUAAUGGCAUAGACUGUCCCCAGUGCAAAUUUCGGUACUCGUUGUCUCGAGGAGGUUGCAUGCACUUCACGUGCAGCCAGUGCAACUACGAAUUCUGCUGCGGCUGCGGCAAGGCGUUCAUGAUGGGGGCAAAAUGCUCGGUCAGUCCGUACUGCGCGAAACUGGGCCUGCACGCUCAUCAUCCGCGGAACUGUCUGUUUUAUCUCCGCGAUAAGGAGCCCGCGCAGUUGCAGCAGUUGUUGAGAGAUAAUGGGAUCGAGUACGACACGGAGGGCCCGGUCGGGGAUCGCAAGUGCAAAGUGCAGUUGCAGAAAGAAACUCCCACCGGUGUUGUGGACGCGGUGUGCAAUUCAGACGUCGUUGAGGGACACGCCGGCCUCUGCAGGAUACAUUACAUCGAGUACCUAGUCCGAAAGAUUCGUAAAGUCCAAUUGGAGCCGCUCCCGUUGCUAAACGUGGAUGAUCUUGAAACGUGCGUAAGACGCGCCGGUUUGAAGCUACCACCGAACUGGCAGCACUACAUUGAAUACUUGGCGGGCCUGGUACUGAAGGGCAAGCUGGACCCCGUGGCAAUCUUUGACUUGAACGAUGCCAAACAAGAGCUGCGCCGCCGGGGAAAAGUUCCCCCUGCGAAGGACCAGGAAAUGUCCGAGCGGGAUUAUCUCGAGGCGUGCAUUCAGGUUGUACGGAAAGAGAUUCCAUUGGAGUGAUAGAAGAACUGUCGGUAUGAGAGUUUGUACAUGAGACUCUUACACUCUUGAUGCAUGUGUUAUAUAGUGUAUUUAUUUUAUUAUAUGGACAGCGAUGUAGAAGCCUAUUUGCUAUUAAAGUGAAAACAGAUUAAAAAGGUGUGUAAUAUUUCAUGUAAAGAAACAAGUGUUAUCUUUUAGGGAGAACUGUAGGCGUUAAACGGUACGGGAGUUAUUAUAAAAGGAUACGAAGUUUUUGUAAAUGAAAUAUACAAGGUAUUUUUUAUCUUAUAAGUAACACUUUAUGAUAAUCAUGAGAUUUUAUAAAAUAUUUUAAUAAAUUAUCAGCAAAGCUGUGUUAAGAAACUGUGCAAACUCUUUCUUUUGGUGGGUGUUGCACCAUGAUUCACGAUAUCUUUUAAUCGAUUUAGAUUUAGUUUUUUUAUCUUUUGACUCGAUGUAAUAAAGCUUGUAGCAGUCCCAAUUUUCUUUGCAGGUGUUUCUUUUAGUCCUUCCGUAACAGUUUCCACGCUUGAAUUUAAGAUUCCAGAGAUAUUUAAACCUGCAGUCUUAUCUUUCGUCUUCCUCUUCUUCUUUUUACGUUUCUGUGAUGUUUCGAUAUCUUUUGUGCUAAGUUUUAAUAGUUUUUCUCUUGGCGGUUUAUUAAGAGGCAUCUUAGUAGUUUGCAAACAAACUGAACAUUUCAGUAUUAGUUUAUUCAUCUUAUUUCUUAAACAUUUCUUUGCUAAACUUCUAUGAAAUUUAGAUGUACUUUUGUCAUUGUUGUUUAUGGAACGUAUAACCUUUCUAAUAGAUCUGGAAAUUGGUCUGCCUUUCGAUAUCCUAAUACUAUAAUCCAUUGUAUUCCAAAGUGAUCCACAGUAAGGACACAUCACUGAAGGACCAAAGUUUUGCAUUGGCAUAUUUACCCCUUUGCUUAAUCUUCUACACCUUUGUCUAAAAUUUAAUGACAUAAAAUGUUUAU